Molecule: messenger RNA, 1500 nt
Organism: Bathycoccus prasinos
Lineage: Eukaryota; Viridiplantae; Chlorophyta; Mamiellophyceae; Mamiellales; Bathycoccaceae
Exons: 2
Coding region: 1-1500 (499 amino acids)
Source: RefSeq, a predicted model, not a curated record
AUGUUUGCUGCUGCUGCUACUACUCCUACUACUACUCCUGGUCUCACAAAGCACGACAACGGAACGAAAACGAGCGAUUACAGCGAUGGAUAUAACUUUAGCGAGGAUAUUGUGACUCUCGAUACAAAGAAAGGUUGCUUUGCCAAACGAACUAAAGUUAUAGUUUUGAGUUGUGUGAACGGAUCGAGCGGCGACGUGCUUCCCAUCCUUUCACUGGCAAAAACUUUACGCGCGAUGGAACCGUCGUGGACCCGCAUUUGCGUCAUCGCGAACGAAUACUUUGAAGAAACAUGUCGCGAAGAACUCUCGGAAGAAGAGUCGGUAAACGCGAUCGACUUUCACUUUGUUUCAAAACGCGAAUUGUACGAAGAAGUGUUGUCUCGAAAAAAGAAAAAAACAAGAUCCAUUGUUGACUACUUUCUCAGCACUUCUAUGGAGCACUAUCGCGUUUUGAAAUCAAUAAUAAACUCAGAUUACGAGUCGUUCGUCAUCUGUGCGAUUCCGUUUGAUUUUGCGGUUAAGUUUCUACAAGAAGAGUUUGAAGAGAAGAAUGUAACGUCCACUCCUACGCAGACGUUCGAGUUCAUCAGCGUUUUAUUGACUCCGGCGUUACUUUUGUGUUCAGACGUUACGCAUCACCCAGCGACUGGCUUGCUGUGCACAUCUCGGUUUCACUUCAGGAUGAACGAUUUUUUCGUCGAUGGAAUCUUGAGAAAAGCAAUAAACAAGUGUCGAAGAAAAUUGAUCGGAUUAACAGGAAGCGUGUCCGGAGGCAUUUUCAAGGAGUAUUGUCUUCUAAAUCGAAUAAUCUGUUUGUUUCCGCGAUGGUAUCACACCCACGAGAUACCUGAUACUUAUCCGUUACUAUCAAAGACAUCGCGUGUGACUCAAACCAACUUCCCUUCUACUACGAAAUCAAUCACUUGGUGUAAAGAGGAGGACAUAAGCGAUCCUUUGAAGCUUGGAAUAGAAGAGAGUAUUUUUGCUCGGCAUCCAAAAACGAUUAUCGUCGUCGUUUCCGCCUCGGGCAAUCCAGAGAUAUCCGAAAAAUAUUUCAAGUGUAUCAUCGGCGCCGUAUCAACAUCGCGUACAUUGAUGUCAAAGUAUUCGGUUAUAUGUUUGACGAAAUUUCUCGAGCGGUUGCCGAAGAAGAGCAACGAAAACAUCGAUAACGUUUUCCAUAUCGACUACUGUCCGUUACCCGCGCUCUUGAAACAUUUGAGGGCGCAGAACGACUUCAAUAUCGUCGUCAUAAACCACGCGACGAUUGGCGUUUCUCGAACUACUCUCGAGCUUGGCAUACCACAAAUUUUAGUGCCGAUCACUUUCGAUCAACCAGAUAACGCCAGAAGGCUCGAGGCGCUCAAAGUUGCUUUAACAUGUCCGAUUUCUCAGUUCUCAAAAAAUAAAUGUCUGCGAAUGCUUGAAAAUAUUGAAAAUAAUAUCGACGAGUUUCAGAGAAAUUGCGAAGCAUUGGUCUCGCAGAGGCUGCUGAUAUAA